This is a messenger RNA of Melitaea cinxia (Glanville fritillary), 990 nucleotides long. It is a transcript of the gene Idi, whose product is annotated as isopentenyl-diphosphate Delta-isomerase 1. The record is from RefSeq and is a predicted model, not a curated record. Gene Ontology annotation, cellular component: cytoplasm. NCBI's taxonomy places the organism in Eukaryota, Metazoa, Arthropoda, Insecta, Lepidoptera, Nymphalidae. Gene Ontology annotation, biological process: isopentenyl diphosphate biosynthetic process; isoprenoid biosynthetic process. The transcript has 6 exons. Gene Ontology annotation, molecular function: isopentenyl-diphosphate delta-isomerase activity. The coding region runs from base 151 to 906 and encodes 251 amino acids.
ACAGUCGGUUUCAUUUUUUUUCUUUUUUUAUUUCUUAUCCUUAUCGAAAUCAUCGAAUCCUGUUGUUGUUGACAUAGAUUUUUAAUUUAAAUAUAAAAUUGAUAUUAAUGCAUUGAUGAUAUUUCAAAUAGUAAUUAAAGAACGUUAAAGAUGCUUGUGAGACAGUUCACCCGUUCAUUAUGGAACACAUUAAAAGUUGAGAAGAGGUUCCUAGCUUCGGAACCAAUAAACCCGAAGCAAGAAGUUGAUGACGGUGUUGAACCAGUGCAGGCGGAUGCACUGGACAAGGAUAUUUGUCUACUGGUGGAUGACAAGGAUAAUUUUAUAGGAACUGCUACUAAGCGAGACUGUCACAAAGUUGGUCCAGAUGGCAGUGUACUACUGCAUAGAGCAUUUAGCGUGUUUUUAUUCAACAAAAGAGGUGAUAUGUUCAUGCAAAGGAGGUCCAGCCAGAAAGUAACAUAUCCUGAUUAUUAUACAAAUGCAUGCUGUAGUCAUCCCCUUUAUAUUGACAACAAGCCAGAAGAUGUGAUCACAGCUGCAAGGCGUAGAAUGAACCAUGAAUUGGGGAUACCUCUAGAUCAGAUGGAUCCAGAACUGUUCACGUUUCUGACUCGCGUACACUACCAUGACCCCGGUGACGGCAUGUGGGGCGAACACGAGAUCGAUCAUAUCCUGUUUUUCCAAGGUGAUGUAAAGGUCAAGCCCAACUCCGAUGAAAUCUCCGAAUACUCCUUUGUGCCUAAGAAUGAAUUUAAUGCAUACCUCCCUACUCUAGAAGGCCCAAUAACACCAUGGUUUAAUAUGAUUCGCCGCCACAGACUCAAGUUAUGGUGGGACAACCUUCAUCGUCUCAAGGAACUGGCUGAACCAGAUAAGAUUCAAAAGUUCUUAAACGAAAAAUGAUUAUUACUUCAGUAAUAUAACGAAAUAUAAAAUAUUACUAAUUAAUUUAUUGUCAUUAUUUAAUAAAUAAUAUUGAUUUCAAUA